This is a messenger RNA of Columba livia (rock pigeon), 4541 nucleotides long. RefSeq names its product coiled-coil-helix-coiled-coil-helix domain containing 7 (gene CHCHD7). Gene Ontology annotation, cellular component: mitochondrion. The record is from RefSeq and is a predicted model, not a curated record. Bases 223 to 477 code for a protein of 84 amino acids. The transcript has 4 exons. Lineage: Eukaryota; Metazoa; Chordata; Aves; Columbiformes; Columbidae. Gene Ontology annotation, biological process: mitochondrial respiratory chain complex assembly.
UCAGUCAUACAGCAACAUUUUGGUGUGACCUGCCUGCCCUUCUAGCUGAUAAUAGUUCAGAUCCUGAAGUAGUACUUCAGAGGGGUGGAGAGAGAGGAACACUCGCAGGAGCUAUCAGACCUUUUUGGUGGUAUGUUUAAGCAUUUGCCUCCUCUGAACUAAGCAGCUUCAUGAGAACCUGAACUCCCUGUUCACUAACCAAGGUACGAGUGUCUAUCUAGAAUGUCCAGGCAUGCACAACAACUUAGAGACCAUGAUAUAAAUCCAUGUGUAGAGGAAACAGAUGCCUCUAGAAAAUGUAUGGAUGACAACAACUAUAAGAAGGAUAUGUGUACUGCUUAUUUUUUGAAGUACAAAAACUGCAGAAAAUUCUGGCAUGACAUCAUGAUGCAAAGGAAAAGAAGUGGUGUGAAGCCAGAGAUGCCCUCAGCAGAAGAGAGAAGGAAAAUUUUGGAAUCAAUGGGGAAGCCCUACUGACUAGAACUUACAUUGAUUGACUGUUUUCACUAUGUAGAUGAAGACUUAGCAGGAGCAAGUGGCCCUUUUAUGAACUGAACUUUACAGUUGCCAUAUCUUGGAUUAAAAUAAGCUCUUAAAUUUUGAAAUGUGUGAGCUUUUUCAGAGAGAACCUCUUGGGUUUAUUCAUACUCCCUGUCAUGGGAACAUGGCCUUUCACUGGAAGACAUGGCUAUCAACACAACUUAUGUGUAGACACUUUGGAAGUAGAAUCUAACUUGCCAUGUAAUGCUAAAUAUAAAACUAAUGGGACUCAAAGUUUGUGUGAAAGGAGGGAAUUGGUGAGUGUUGCAGUGUAGCUCUAAGGAUGGAGCAGGUCAAGAUGCUGGUAUGUGCAACAUGAUUCUUGUAUCCUGCUAUUCUGCCUAAUAUUAUGAAGUGAUCAUGUGUGAACUUAUCACUAUUUUCACAGGAGUUGUAUUCUGUGUCCCCGGUUUAAAUAAUACUGUUCAUGCACUAAAGUUCCAGUUGCAACAAGCUUGUCAUUAGGCUUGCAACUGCACUCAUCAGUGACAGCAGAAGUGUGCAAUAAAUCAGAUUUGCAAGCUUUGCUUGUUACAAGGUUAGAGAGGUUGAUGAAGAUAGUUCAGACCCGAGGAGUUCAGUUCUGAGUAGUACCUUCUGUUGAUAGUAAGUGGAUACUUUGCUGGCAGGGAUGGCUUGUAGACAUGUAAACAUAUACUCUGAGUGACAUGGCAGGUUUAACUAUAGUACAUCUAUCUAAGACUCUCUGAACAGCUGAAGCCCUGGGUUUGGAAAUGCUUACUCACUCAAGACUACAAAGCUCAGUUUGAAUACAUACCCUAAUCUUAAGAUUGAUUCCUUGGUAUACUGGACUACUAGUAAGUGUAAAUGGGUUGCAGUCUAUUGGAAACACUUUUUUACCUUUUCUUUAUUACCUUCUGGUGGCCUGGCUUAAAAGAUUGCACUCUGUGGAAAAACAUGAAAAAAACACUGUCAUGAGCUCAAGUUCCAUGUGAGAUCCUUCAGGGAUCUACUGUGAUCAAGUUGGCAGAACUCUGGUUGACCUCACGGAGGAUGGUGUAAAAGUGUUGCCUCUCAAUUUAGUCUGUUUUGGAAAGACUUCAGGGCUUCCUGUUUCUCCUGUCUGGCUUGUCUUCUUUCUUUCCAAGGGAAGCCUAUUUCUGUGCCUAGUGGGAUUGUUAUGCUGUUCCACUGUCCCCCUUGUUAUUUGACCUGACUAGUAACUAAUGGAGAUCUGCUUUUCCUCUUUCUGUCUGUUCUCCUUAUACAUCUGAGUUUUGAAGUUGAUUGAUUGUAGCUGUUCUGUUAUUGGAAUGAGUGUGUAGCUCUAUGCCUUUUGAGUAUGCAGUUCUAUGAGCAUUACUGUGCAGCCUCCAAGCCAUGUCACAAAUUCUCUAGGGCAUUUCCUGGCAAGGGAAAUGGACUUUCUUCAAUCAAGAUCAUCAGAUUCAUUAUUUUACAUUACUUUCUCUGUACUUUGAAUUAAAACUUUGCUGACUUUUUUUUUUUUUUUGUGGAAUAGGGAAUAAACACCCAGAUUUAAAGGCUCUUUUUUGCCCACCACCUCCUUGCUACCUUCUUCCAAUACCCUCCUAUGUACAUUUGGCACCUUUUUUUUUUCUUAACAAUUCAUGAAUUUUGGUCUGUUUGUAUUUCAACUUUUUUUCUAGUAGCUUUGUUCUGUCUCUGAUCUAAUGAUGUCUUGCAAUUACUUUAAUAUAGUUCCUCUUGAAGGUCUUGUGUUCUCUAUUCUCCUUGUUUUUGUGAAAGGAGAACUUGCUUUCACUAGACAAAUUUAGUGGUAAUAUUUCCUCAUUGGCCAUGCCUCUAUUUGGUCUUGUUCAUCUGCAGUUUUUGGGCAGCUGAUUGUCCCCUUUUCCUUAGGGCUCUGUAUUUCUGGAUUCUUCUGGUUUUGCUGCCUUACUUGGUCUGAGGGCAGGUUCUCUCCCACUUGGCACAGGUUUGUCAUUUGGCACCUCUGCUGUAUCUUUGGGCAUGUUCUUUGCUCAUAUGCUUUAGCUACUAUUCCAAUGCUUGCUUUUUUCCAGUGUCUAUGCUCUUAUGUUCUGGGCCUAUAUUAAAAUCUACUGUAUGUAUGUAGUUCUAUGCAAGAAAAACAGCACCUUAAUGUGAUUAUGCUGAUUUUUCCUUGCAUAAGCUCAAGUUCCUUGAAGUCACCUCAUUUGUCCUAGGUUUUCCUUUCAUGUUUUGAGUGUAGAAAUGCCCUUUCUCCUGGAUUAAUUUUUGCAUUUAUGAUUUUUUCCUGCCAGUAUUUACUUGGAAAGUUGCUGCUGUUUUCUUUUAAAGAAUGAUUGACUUAUCUUUAGACUUCAGUGGAUAUACUCUAUUGCUUUGUAAAGUGUUUGUAAAGAACUAGUGCUGGACUUCAGAAAGUCAGAAAAGGAGAUGAAUUUGUUCCCUGCUUUCAAGUAUCAAACAGUGCAAGGAUGGGGGAGUCACAGGAGAGGCCAAGGCACAUGCAAUGCAAGAAGAGUAUUCUAAUAUUAGACUUCCUGAUCAUCUGUGGACAUGGUAAGCUCCCUGUGAGUGUUAGAACAAAACUGAGUUUUGUAAAGAGCUGAGUACAAUUUGAGCAGUGACCUUGUGGAUUUACUUCAGGUAAAUGGUCAACUUCAUGAAAAAAUCAUGGAAAGCAAGAAGUCUACUUCUUCAUGUCAUGAUGCAUUUGAAGAGUAAUCCAUUAGUUAAGUCUGAGUUUUCAGUGGUUUUCCCCCUCACUGAAGGUUGCUGUUCUUGCUUUCACAACUGAAGCCCAAGAGUGGUUAGUUAUGAGAGCUAAAACAUAGGCUCUUAUGUAUGAAAUGGUUGAGGUUCUUUCCAUUAAUUUUUGUAGUGUGAUUAACUGUCUUUGGUUGUGAGCCAAAUAUAAUGGUCUUUUCCUCAUACCUGAGAGCUUAUAUUCUGCACUUCACUGAAACACUGAGGUAAGCAGUAGCCUGCCAGUCAUACUGGGUAGAAAUAAACCGGAUUGAAUUCUUAGUUUUGCUAAAUCACGCUCCAGUGUAUUAACCCAGAAAACAUAACACAACAGACCAAUAUAAUUAAUUCAGAAGAAGGGAAGGGACCCGUUGGUUUUGAUUUGUGUAGCAGGUGUAAAUCUUUUUGCUUGUGGUACAAGAACCAAAUCUAGAUAGUGGCAUUAAUGUUUCAUUAUUUUUUGUUUGACAGCUGGAUGGUGCUGUUGCACAACAGACUGUAUGAAAACAGAGUUCACCCACUACUGGCUCUUGUGAGCUUUUUUUAGUCUCUUCCACAGAGAGCAGAAUUCAUGCAGGAGAAAGGAAAGACUGGUGCUGUCUUGACAAACAGAAGAGGAGUACAAGAGACUAAGUCACUACUGGAAAAUGAGAGGUUUCUGUGGAGCCUGAGAAGCUUUCGAAUAUGGUCCUUGAAAGAGCAUUUUUCAUUGUGGCUGGCUGAUCACAACUGAGCAUUGAGCAGACACUACAGACUAUCUGCCUGGCCCAGGGGAACGUCCAGACUCCCAUGCGUUAUAGCAUCUUACCUUUUCUGUUACCCUGCAGCACAAGGCCUUUGUCUAUUUGGCUGUGCACAUUUUCUGCUGCCGCUAUUGGGAUGAGUCUGUGCUGUUGAAGGUGUUUGAAGUCAUCUAGCUCUGGAGUCCUGAGAACUUUGGGUUUAAUAGCUGAAGCUUUGAAAGGCAGGGAGCUGUAUGUGCUACAGCUUGAAGUCUGUUUCAUGGUUCUCUAAUAAAACUUUUAUACCAAGGAUGUGUAUAGGAGAGCUUUUCCUCAUACUUCUGCAGAACAGAUAGGAUGAAUUUAGGGUAUAUGAUGUUACUCUGCUCUAAUGCUUUUGGAGACAGCCCUUAACUUACAUCAAACAUAGUUGCAUCUUAAAAGUCAGACUUCCAAAAUAACUGUGAAAAGAGUAAGCUGUGUGUGAUAAAGUUUGGAAAAAUAAUAUACUCUUGCAGUGUAUCAGUUUGAUUCUCUUGCAGGAAUGAGUCAACUGGAGGAAAUAGUUCUGUAGGUAUUAAAAUAAUUAAAAAAAAACAA